Messenger RNA from Macrosteles quadrilineatus (aster leafhopper), 2412 nucleotides. RefSeq lists its product as uncharacterized. The record is from RefSeq and is a predicted model, not a curated record. Lineage: Eukaryota; Metazoa; Arthropoda; Insecta; Hemiptera; Cicadellidae. The coding region runs from base 1 to 2412 and encodes 803 amino acids. Gene Ontology annotation, biological process: DNA replication. Gene Ontology annotation, molecular function: DNA-directed DNA polymerase activity; DNA binding; nucleotide binding. The transcript has 2 exons.
AUGAAACCAGACACAAGAAAGCCUAAAUCCAAAGACUUUUUGUUUAUUUUCUUUGACUUGGAAACCCGUCAAGACGAGUCCCUGCCCUCAGAUCCUGAGUCUAAAUUGCAUCAAGUGAACUUGUGUGUGUCACAACAGUUUUGCUAUCAGUGUAUUGAGGCUGAAUUUUGUAUGGCUUGUAAAAAUCGUACACGAGUGUUUAGUUCUGAACCAGUCACUCAGUUCAUGGACUAUGUGAUGCAAGUCCGUAGAAAUUUUAAAGAUGUCUGUGUCAUUGCACACAAUGGGCAGGGCUUUGAUUUCCAGUUUUUGCUCAAAUAUGUGCUGGAGGAUACAAAGUUCACUCCGAAACUUGUAAUGCGGGGAACUAAGGUCAUUUUGAUGGAGAUUGACAAUGUGAGGUUUGUUGAUUCACUUAGUUAUUUCCCUAUGCCUCUUGCUGCACUGCCCAAAGCCUUUGACUUGCCCCCGGAAAAGAAGAAAGGCUAUUUCCCCCACCUCUUCAACACCCUUAAGAAUCAAAAUUAUGUGGGCCCUAUGCCGCCAAAGGAGUUUUACUGUCCAGAAUCUAUGUUUAAAAAAUCACACAAAGAUUUUGAAAAUUGGUAUAAUGAUCAGGUUGCAAACCACUUCACAUUUGACUUUAAAAAAGAAAUCCUAGAGUACUGUAUGUCGGACGUUGAUAUCUUGGCCCAAGCUUGCUUAAAGUUCCGUUCAAUUUUCCUGCAAGAGUGUAAUGUUGACCCGUUUCUUGAAGCUGUAACCAUUGCCAGCGCAUGCAAUUUGGCCUUCCGUCGGAACUUUUUGAAGAAAAAUACCAUCGGCAUCGUUCCUAAAAACGGAUAUAGGCUUACAGACGCUCAAUCGGCAAUCGCGUUACAGUGGCUAUCAUGGGAAGAGGAGAAACGUGGAGUUAGAAUUGAACACGCUGGUCGUGGAAAAGAAGUUAGGAUCAAUAAACUGAAAGUAGAUGGGUUUGACGGUCAGAAUAUUUACGAAUUUCAAGGCUGUUACUGGCACGGAUGCCCUAAAUGCUUUCUCUAUGACCGUGAACUUGCUUUGAAAGAGGACCCCUCUGACUCACUCCAUUUGCGAUAUGAACGGACUAAAUCUAAAAUAGCAAAGUUGGGUGAUAACGUUGUACAAAUGUGGGAAUGUGAGUUUAGAAAGUUAAAAAAGACAGAAAACCUGAAACACCUAGAAAAGUUGCCGAUCCUCAACAAUUUACCUCUGAAUCCGAGGCAAGCAUUUUUUGGGGGCCGAACCGGGAAUGCCAAAACCUAUCACAAAUGCGCCGAAGGGGAAACCAUUGAGUACGUGGAUGUAUGCUCUCUCUAUCCCUGGGUAUGUAAAUAUGGCAAGUACCCUGUAGGCCAUCCAACGAUCUAUGUAGGAGACAAAGAGUGUAGACAGAGAGGUCUCAAUGUUGAGGGUCUAUUAAAGUGUAAAAUACUUCCACCUCGUGACCUCUAUCACCCCGUUCUCCCAGCCAAAAUGAAUGACAAGUUAAUGUUUGUUUUGUGCGCGACUUGUGGAGAUGGUCAGAUUCAAAAUGAUUGCGACCACGAAAGUGGUGACAGAGCACUUAUUGGGACCUGGACCAUGGACGAAGUUCGUAAAGCUGUAGAAAAGGGUUAUGUUGUACUCGACAUGUAUGAACUUUGGGAGUAUAAGGUAGCCACAUAUGAAAAUGGGGGAUUGUUUACUGAUUUUAUAAAUAAAUUUUUAAAAAUGAAACAGGAAGCAUCUGGGUACCCGGGUUGGUGUGAAACAGACGAGGACAAAAACAAGUACAUUGACGACUAUUUUAAGAAAGAGGGUGUCCAACUAGAAAAAGACAAAAUUAUCAAGAAUGGUGGUUUGAGGUCGUUGGCUAAACUGAUGUUGAACUCGUUUUGGGGAAAAUUUGGACAGCGUGAAAAUCAGACCAAAGCUACAAUUGUCAGGGACCCAAAAACACUUUUCAAAAUGUUAACUAGCUCUGAAAUUGAUGUAAAUAGAGUACAGAUUGUCAAUGAUGAGGUUCUUGUUGUUAGCUGGGAGUACAUUGAGGAGGUUGGGGAACCAUUGCAAAAUGUAAAUGUUGUGUUGGCAGCUUACACUACUGCCCAAGCGAGAUUGAAGCUCUAUGAGCAUCUAGAUGCUUUGGGUGGUCAAGUGUUGUAUUAUGAUACUGAUUCUGUAUUGUAUGUAUACAAGGGUGGUUUGUACAGAGUUCCCACGGGAGAUUAUCUAGGGGAAAUGACCGAUGAGUUGGCCGAGUAUGGACCAGGUUCAUACAUAACAGAGUUUGUAUCUGGAGGGCCAAAAACCUAUGCAUACCUCAUUGAGAAGAUGUUCCUGUCUACAAUCUUUGAUCCCAUCCUUGAGAAGGUGGUAAGAAAAAUUUUGGGGAUCGGAGACGGCAACUAG